Lactuca saligna is the source of this 375-nucleotide messenger RNA. Lineage: Eukaryota; Viridiplantae; Streptophyta; Magnoliopsida; Asterales; Asteraceae. The record is from the annotation of a GenBank genome assembly.
AUGAUCUCCCAUAUGGCGGAAGCUAACCCCAACCUUCUCCCCAAUAACGGCGGUGAUCCACCGAACAAGAAGAAUACUACCACUGCCACCGCCGUCGGUGGUUCUAAAGAAGUCAAAAUUGAAGACACCGGCAACAGCAAACCCAAGAAAGGUAACGUUGAAGAGGUGAACAUCUACAAUGUUCUUUGUAUUCGAUUGAACAUUGGAAACGCAAGGGGAUGGAUUAGGAAAAUGAGAGAGCUUAAAAUCAAAUUCAACACCGACAGUGCUCUAACGGAUGAUGUUGAUAAGAAGGAAUUCGAAUUGUGGAAGAAGAUUUGGGGGGAUGAACCAAAGGGCGAUGAUCAUGAUCCAGAUUUUGGUUCAUCUAUGUAA